CCCAGACUUUAGUGUCAAAGCAUUUCCUCAUCAAUUGUUUUGUACUUUUAUUUUCAUUCAAUCAGUUAUUAGCAGUCUAUUUUGCAAUUCAUUUCAAUCUGACCCUGGUCGUGUUGCAAUCUAUCGGAUCACUCAUUCUGAUUAUCGGACACCAAAAGUGACGUCUUCUCGCAUUUGAUGACAUUCACAGCAAAUUACAGUGUAUUGAAUGCCUAGUAAUUGAUGAAUGAUUGCAGGCGUGAGUGAUGGGCAACACGAACACGACCUCCUCGUCCAAGAGGGACCGGACCUAUUCGGUGGACAGCGCUUACGACAGACGGGAGUCCAGUAGUCCGCGAUCUGAAGACAACCGCACCUUCGAGUUCGUGGCCGGCGGUCGCAAAAAGCCUGUCCUCUGCUAUCAGUCUUCCUCUGAAUACGGCAACGAAGACUCCACUGAAGACUACAAGGGCCGAUUGAGGGCCACCACUAUCAGCGAGGGCACCACUAUUAAUGAGAAUGCAUUGCCAACGGUCUUCAAAUGGGAAGGUGGAGGCAAAGAGUUUGUGGUCGACGGACAAGAAGUAGUUGACGACAACGUCUCUGUGGACGAGGAGAAGCGAAAUAAUGUGAUUAACAUUAAAAAGGGAGACUUCGAGGUGUUUGAAGCACUGGCUAUGGAUUUGGCCUCAAAUACUAAUAACACUAACAAUAAUAACAAUUCAUCUUCUGGUUCACCGCCUGGUUCUUAUACCCAAGACAUGCCCUCAUCUGUGAGGCAAAGCCAUGAGUUUGGAAACAGUGUACAGCCGUCGCACGUAUCGUCUGCGGGACCGCCGAUACUUCCGCCGCACUUAUUGCAAGUGAUCCUAAAUAACCCAAACGUCAACUUCUAUGAGCCAACACUCCUGCCUCAACCCAAUCACGUUAUGCUAAACCAUUUGUACGCCCUUUCCAUUAAGGAUGGGGUAAUGGUUUUGAGUGCAACCCAUCGGUAUCGCAAGAAAUAUGUGACAACUUUGCUCUAUAAACCCAUUUAAUUAUAUUUGGUUUCAAACUUAUUUACUCCGUUUUCUCGUCAUUUGUUUUGUCAACACAUUACUCAACGUUUGGACUAAUCUUUUGUUUGAUUGUUGCCAUCAUUGGAGUGGUCAGCGGACAGUCGACCGGUGAUGUCAUUCAUGUUCUUCAGAGAUCUCUCUGUCUGUGCGAUAGUGAACCGACUUCUGGAUAAACUGAUGCGACAGUUAAACCAAUAGAUUAGGACUAUUCCGGCGAACGAAAAGACCGCAACAUUAGUGGCUUUCCCCACACGACCUGUCGGUGCGAUUAAUAAACAGUUCUUAGAGUCAGACGUAUUGUCAGUAUUUGGAAAAUCAAUUUUCGCCAAAUUAUUAUUAAAGUCUCGAUUAUAUAUAUCAUACAUAUUGUAAAUAUGAAUAUGUUUUUAUGUUAAUCACGAUUACUUUUAACACUAUAAGCGAAUGAAACAAAUUAUGAAAUAUUAUUAUUUGAGAAAAUCAAC
Molecule: messenger RNA, 1504 nt
Organism: Oppiella nova
Lineage: Eukaryota; Metazoa; Arthropoda; Arachnida; Sarcoptiformes; Oppiidae
Source: the annotation of a GenBank genome assembly